CUCACUUACACUGCCGCCCACGUUUUCCCUCCCAACUGCCAACACAAAGCAGAGGAUGAUCGCAUCAGCAGCGGCGCGAGUGGGCGCUAAGUCGCGAACGUCUUUGGCGAGGUGCUGUCGGGCGGUCCAUGUCGAAGCGCACCUUGAGAGCAAAGGCAUCAAACUUCCAAAGGCUAUUGUACCACCUCAAGGGAGCUACGUUGUGGCCUACCAGACCGGCAAGACGUUGUACAUUUCGGGGCACAUCCCAAUGACUCCAGAAGGGGUGCUGUUAACGGGAACGGUGGGUGACAACAUCACUGAGGAGGAGGGCGUGGCGGCUGCCCACUUGGUUGCUCUAAACAUGCUCGCCACAUUGAAAUAUCAACUGGGUGAUCUCGAUCGAGUGGCACGUAUCGUGAAGCUGAACGGCUACGUGCAGUGCGUCGACGGCUACACGGGGCAGCCGACGAUCCUCAACGGGGCGAGCGACCUCUUGGCCGAGGCGUUCGGGGAGAAGGGGAUUCAUGCAAGAUCAGCGGUGGGCAUGAGCUCGAUGCCACUCGACAUACCGGUAGAACUCGAGGCUAUAGUAGAAGUCGAGUAGUAGUCAAAAUUGUUGUGUAUUUUGGACCGUGUAAGGGAGAAAAGGAUGAUGAUACCUCAAGGGUAAAGUGGAAAGCAACAAAGAACACAAGAGUUGUUACCUGGAGAAGGUACAAUAGAGCUAGCUGCCAUGGUCGACAAACAACAUGAUUUUUGUCCUAGAAGUGUUGCUAUGGUAUAGCGGCACGUGGCUCUUGGUCCUCCUUGUUUGUGGUAGUAUUUCGUAGUUUGCGAGAAAGGGUUUAGGAACGCUGUUGUCACGCCGUGCUACCAAGCGAGGAGAGAGGUGCUUUCUGGAGCGACGGAGUCAACAGCCUUAUUUUCGGACCGCAUGGCUCUUUCCUCUUUCAUUGUUGGACCGGUUGUCUUUGAAGAUGGCUAUUUCCCGACAUGGGGUGUUCAUUUGUGUAGUGUAUAUGUAGUAGUCUUGAAGGAGAAAAAGCGAGGUCCUGGUUGGUUGCAGCUGGUAGUUGGCAUGUUCACUCGGAUCUUCUCAUCUCUCUGAAGAGGGUGCUGGUAGAUAGGUCAUGGUGCUGCAAGACGGCGCUACUCUGUUGCACAUUGCGCUAGGAGUGCUCGAUCGAAUAACCAACGCAAGGCAUCAGUCUCCGCCUUGUACAGAUUUCGUCGGUGGUUGAAUCAUCUGCCGUCGGCAAUGGUUGGUAUUUGUUCAGGUAUGCACUCCUCCCCAAAU
Messenger RNA from Ectocarpus siliculosus, 1279 nucleotides. Lineage: Eukaryota; Phaeophyceae; Ectocarpales; Ectocarpaceae. The record is from the annotation of a GenBank genome assembly.